Aspergillus pseudonomiae is the source of this 1802-nucleotide messenger RNA. Its product is annotated as J domain-containing protein. Gene Ontology annotation, cellular component: endoplasmic reticulum membrane. NCBI's taxonomy places the organism in Eukaryota, Fungi, Ascomycota, Eurotiomycetes, Eurotiales, Aspergillaceae. The transcript has 3 exons. Gene Ontology annotation, molecular function: Hsp70 protein binding. The record is from RefSeq and is a predicted model, not a curated record. Gene Ontology annotation, biological process: cellular response to misfolded protein. The coding region runs from base 423 to 1487 and encodes 354 amino acids.
GAUAGGUAGUGGAGUGAUACGCUUUCCUGACUAAACUAACGUCUUGGUCUUGUCACCCGCGGCUUAGUGGCCGGUUCAGUCAACAUAAAUCUGAACCUUCGAAAAGACACCACGUUUAUCUAUCAGUAAUCACAGACCACUUUUGCCCCGGAUUUUACACCAACCAAAGUUCUCAACGCAGGGGUCCAAUCAGCCAGUCGCCGGAAUUUUUAAAUCGUCGCUAUUGGAUUUUCCCAGCGUCGUUUGCGAAAAAUUAGUCCUUAUCGGAACCCUCACGGGCCCUUUCUCCUCCGACAGCCUUCGGAUUCGCCAUCGUCCUCUAGGAAAGGAAACGAGGAACUGCAGGAAGGUGGGACAAGUUAGAGGCUCAUAAAAACAACGGACAUAUCUUUGCUCGGGCACAGGAUCAGAGCCUUGCCACCAUGCCGUCUGCCACAGCGUCUGGGGUAGACAAUGGCGGCUCUGCGAAAUCCCGCGAGCACAGUCAAGGAAAUCAAGACCGCAAAUAUACCCCGGAUCAAAAGGCAGCCGUACUACGGAUACGGAAAUGCUCGUCGACUGCAUACUACGAGAUUCUGUCUCUGGAGAAGACGGCCACGGAUGGCGAGAUCAAGAAGGCGUAUCGCAAGUUGAGUCUGUUGACACAUCCCGAUAAGAAUGGGUAUGAGGGGGCCGACGAAGCAUUCAAGAUGGUGUCGCGCGCUUUCCAGGUCCUAUCGGACUCGGACAAGAAGUCUAGGUAUGAUAAAUUCGGAGGAGAUCCGGACAGCAGAUUCGGCCCCAGCUCUGGGCCUUCGGGUGCUUCUCCUUUCAGCGGAUUUGGCGGUGGCUUCCCACGCUCAGCAAACCCUGGUGGUGGGAUGUACGAAGAGGAGAUAUCGCCGGAGGAGUUGUUCAAUCGCUUCUUCGGUGGCGGUUUUGGUGGUAUGGGAGGUGGCUUCAAUACUUUUGGUGGUCCUCAGUUUGUAUUCAACAUGGGGGGUGGGCCCGGGUUUAGGGUCCAUCAAUUCGGUGGUGCUCGGCCUCGCAGGAGGCCGCGCGAAGCGAACAGUCAGCCCGAACCAGCGCCUUCGUUCUGGGCCGCUAUUCAGCAAUUCUUGCCUCUCAUCCUUCUUUUCGUCUUCCCUCUGCUUUCUUCUCUUUUCUCCGGCUCCUCCACGCCCGCAGGCCCCUCAUACAGAUUUGAUGCAGCAGUACCCCCUCACACGAUGCAACGGACAACGCCGAAACUCCACGUUAACUAUUUUGUUAACCCGGGUGAUGUAGAAGACUUCAGCGCGCGCAAGUUCCGUCAGUUAGACCAACGGGUUGAAGUGGAAUACGUCAGCAAGCUCCGGUAUGCGUGUGAGAGUGAAGUACACGCCCGGGACCGUAUGAUUCAGGACGCCCAAGGCUGGUUCUUCCCCGACGUAGAGAAGAUGAAGGCGGCAAGAUCCAUGGAGCUUAAGAGUUGUCGGCAGUUAGACUCGUUGAAAGGAAGAUACUAACCGACAUGACAACGGGUUUUUUCACUUGCGUUCUUUUCUCUCAACAAAUACCGUGACGUUGUUUUAUUAGCCGCAUCUAUUUCUUUCAUACUUAAUGUUGUCCACGCAGUAUUCUGGGGGCCCUUUCGUUUCCAAUUAGAUGUCAAUAUAUGUGCCGAGGUUGAUGGCGUCGCAUGGUCAGAGAUGUUGCUGGGAAGUCUAUAACGAUAUGCGAUAUAAAUAGUAUGAGUCUCAAUCAUUGUAUGUACAUGGAGAAAAUUAAGCGAUUAACUACUAUGAUAGAGAUUGGGAUCACUGAUACGGCGGCAGUAAUCG